AUGUGUAUCUGAAGAAGUGUGCAUGCACAUGAAAGCUCAUACCAAUGACAAACUUAGUUGGUCUCUAAGGUGCUGCUGGAAGGAAUUUUUUAUUUUGUUUCGACUACGUCAGACCAACACAGCUACCUACCUGUAACUGGUAAUUAUACUGUCCUUUAGACUCAUCUCUACGGUAUAUGAACCCAUGUCAGAUUUCUUAAAUGUGCUGGAAGACCACAGUGGCAAAUGCAGAUUUCACUCGGACACCAACAACUCUGCAUCUAAGAAGCAAAAGGAAACCCGAUUCUAAGAACUCUGCAGGUUGGAGCAGAUUGAUUAUCUGUUGCUUUUUGCUGACAUCCAGGAACUUAUUCUAAUGGGUAAAGAGCCACUCUUUGAAAGUGGAGAUAUUUUUAAAGAACACAGCAUGUGUGACCGAGAUUGCUAAAGGAGAUCACAAGCUAACUGGGUUGCAAGAGUCAGUGACUUGCUUGAGCAUACAAAUUUGCCACCCUGGAUCACAUUGGAACACCCAGUAUUCUUCUGCACCAUGAAGCUGUACUCUGGGACAUGUCCCACACCCGUCUUUGCAAUCACAAUGCUGUUUCUGAUCAAACAGGCUGAAGGAUCUUAUGAGAAAAUAAGAGUGAACUUGCUUAACUAUAAAGAAGCAUGCUUGAAAAUGUUGCACGAGUCUGCGAUCAGCCCAGGAAUAUACUGCAAUGGGAGUUUUGAUGAAUUUGUUUGCUGGCCUCAUUCACCCCCAGGAAUAGUCUCGGUUCCCUGUCCACAUUAUUUACCAUGGAUAGAAAAUGGAAGUGCAAGAAACGUAUACAGAAUCUGCUUGGACCAAGGGAUUUGGAAAAAAGUUGAAAACUCCACUGUGGUCUGGGAUAACCGCACUGAAUGUUCUGGGGACAGCCACUACCAGAGAAAAGAUGAAGAACAAACAUUAUGGAUCUCCACCCUGUACAUUUAUACUGUGGGAUAUACUUUUUCUCUGGUUUCCCUUGUCUUAGCGCUUUUCAUACUGAUGUUGCUCAGGAAACUGCACUGCACAAGGAACUACAUCCAUAUGAAUCUGUUUGUUGCGUUCAUCUUGCGAGCCGCAGGAGUUCUCAUCAAAGACAGAACAACCCACAGCACUUACGUAUUCCUUUAUGUGGACUCUGAAAAGCCAAAUGAUCUAAAUGGAUGGAUAUCAUUCUCAAGUCCAGAGAAGUUGUUCCUCUGCAGGAUGGCACAGGUUUUGAUGCAUUAUGUUGUUGGGGCAAAUUUCUUCUGGAUUUUAGUGGAAGGGAUUUAUCUCCAUAGAUUAUUGGUAGCCACUGUGCUCUCUGAGAAACAUCUGCUGUUGAGAUACAUCUUCAUUGGAUGGGGUUUUCCAGUUCUGUUUGUGGCUUCCUGGGGAAUAACAAAAUACCAACUGGAGUAUGAGGGAUGCUGGGCAACACAUCACAACAUGGCAUUCUGGUGGAUUAUUCGAGGGCCCAUUUUAUUUUCCAUUGUUGUUAACUUCUGCAUCUUUCUAAAAAUUGUGAAGCUGCUACUUUCCAAACUUAAAGCCCAGCAAAUGAGCUUUCGUGAUUAUAAAUUCAGACUGGCAAGAUCAACCCUUGUGCUAAUACCAUUGCUUGGGAUUCAUGAGAUUGUCUUUAACUUCAUUGUGGAUGAAAGAAUUGAUGGUCUUUCCAGGCACAUAAAAGUCUUCAUUCAGCUGACCCUCGGCUCCUUCCAAGGUUUUUUUGUAGCACUGUUAUACUGUUUUUCUAAUGGAGAGGUAAAAGCUGAACUGCGCAAGAAGUGGUCCCAUUUCUUGCUGGCAUCCCCCUUUGUCUGCAUGCCGUGCUUUCUCAGAAAGAACAUCAAGCACCUGGGGAGAUGUUCAAAGAAAGAGCAUUCGAACAAUAAUUGCUUCUCCCUGGAGGUGACUCAGCCUCACAGCACACAAGUGGCAAAGCAGAGGACAGGCGGCAAAGCGGAGCUAAGCUUCGCAUUAAAGCAUAUUCCCAGAGCAAGCCUCUCAGACAGCAGUGAAGGAGAAGUCACAAUGGGGGAGACAACCGAAGAAGUCUUUGAAGAAAGCGAGAUUUCGAUUUGUAACAAAGGUAAAAACUAAGAUGCCUGAUUAGAUCAAUGAGGGAUCUUGCAUCAUGUGCCAUGUGGGAACCACUGGAAGUAGGUGGGGGGAGCCCGUGAAAGAAAAAGAUGGUGAAAAUAGCUUCUUAGCAUUUCCCCCCAGGUUGACUCUUCCCAGGUAAUCCCCCCCCCCCAAAGCCUGGUAACUGCAUGAAAAUGGCUUCCCCUUGGUCCUACAAGAACCAGAUAUGAAAUCAGGAAUAAAAGGAAUAGACUGAACACCUUGAAACAGCCUGCUCUUUCUCUUAUGUUUCCCAACAUUGACCGCCACUAUUGGAGCCAUCAAUCUGAUCCCACAGGAUUGCUCUGCAGCGUCUCAGAAAGGACAAACCGUUGCUUUUGUGAUACUGUUAAAGAAGAAGCUGAAUUACAACAAUGACUAAAUGAACAGGAUUCACAUUUAGGAACGUGUGGGAUUGUAUAUAUUUGUAAGCACAUUUUCUAAGCUUUGCUGUAAAAAUUAUGAAAUGCUGAAUGGAAUUGUUUUUAGGGCACAGCUGCUAAUGCUUCUUUUAAUACAUGUAAUAUACAAAGUUCUGGUUCUGUCUUCCAUUAUCCUACCAACAGACCUGCAACAGGAGUCAUUAUUACUUCCACUUUGCAAAUUUAUUUUAAACAUCUUUAUACCGCCUCUUAACAGGGAGAAAACUGAUAUGACUGGAGAUGAAAAAUCCAAGAAGCUUCAAAGUCACCAGAAAAAAAAUGGGAGGGAAGCGGGGGCAACAUUACCCAAACAGAUCUAUUUGUCAAACAGCCAGACAGUGUGGUGUGAUUUACAACUUCAGGAUGAGUUAAUGAGAGAGCAAGUGAAUAGGUAAGCAAGCAGAAAAGGGCCAAGCUAGAAUUUGCAACCAGAUCCAUGUAACAUUUUCUUUCAAUACAGCAUUUUUAUUUAAGAAGCAGCAGCCUGGGGAGUGAGGUGGAGGACCAAAUGGGUGGUGUGCUUGCUCCCUUUACCACCAGCCAUGCCUUUCCUCAGAAUUCCCCCCGAGCUGCUUUUCUCCUCAUGGAGGAGAAAAUAUGGGUAACCCUAGGUCCACCAGAAGCUGCUUCACACCAUCUUGAAAUCACAAGCAACUGCUUAGCUAUGUACCCACACAGCUCCAGGCCUGCCGUGUUACCUGUUGUCAUUUUUAUUUCACAAGCUGUUGAUCUUACAACAUGUAUUUUCACAGACUUAAAAAUGGGAAGCUGCCAAAUUGUUUUCCUUCCUUAUAUAUUGUACCCACUGUGAAACCCAAAGGCUGGUUUUGUCAUGUGUAAUUAGUUCUUAAUUUAUGUGCUGCUUAAUUUACAAUGACUUCUAAGCAGUGUACAAGUAUAUUUUAAAAAAUCAGUGAUCAUAGAAUCAUAGAGUUGGAAGAGACCACAAGGGCCAUCCAGUCCAACCCCCUGCCAAGCAGGAAACACCAGCUAAGAGACUUGGCAGAGACUUGAUCAAAUCCAUACAUAACUUUGGAAGGUAAGCAUUCUCUGCAAUCCAUCCUGCUGAGUCUCAGGAGGUGGCUACACCUAUAGAGAACAGAUGAGCCACUUUCCAAUAUAUAUAUGCAGAUAAUAAUAAUCCUGAAGUAAAUAAAACUCUAGGACCUUAUCAAGCAAGUUAUAGAUCAGCUAAAGCUAUCAUUCAAGAAACCUGGUCAACAUCCUUGAGAGCGAUAACGUGGCUUAGUAAAAUGCCAUUCAUUCUAGACUGUGCUGCUUGACAGUGGAUUUUUGCAGCCAUUUGAGCUAUUCUUUUAAGACCAGUCGUCUCUCAAGGUAUAUUUUAUGGUACGUAUCCAGAUUUCUUGCAUGAGGGUUGCUAUUAUUUCCUUGUAAGAUGUUCUGUGUUUUCAAAUGUUUUGUAGGAUUCCAUUGACACGAAGACCAUGCCCUUUAUACUGCAAAGUUAGCUCCUUUUAAAACAAAAUUUCAGCUGGCUUAACCUGUCUUCCUGUCUUUAAUGGCUAUUACAGUUCUUUCCUAGUCUCUAACGAGGACCAGGUCUUGGUAGGGAAUAACACUGUGUCAUUGAAUGAGAUGAACCUAAAAUGGCCACCCAGUUCACUGCUGGAUGCAAUCCAGGGAAAGUUAUACUCAGAUCCUACUGAAAUUAAUGGAACUCAUUUCCAUAUAAUUGCACUUACACUCAUGCAGCCUACAUGCUAGAAAACAUCAGUUCCUCUGAGACCAGCCUGAGCACUCUGGGAUUCAUCGCACUGUUGACGUGCUGAAUUAAUGUUUACACAAAGGAAGUUGGAGAAUGCCCAGCACGUCCCUGUUCCAUAUCAUUAUGCUGGUCAGACAACUCCCCAGAGAAUAAGCAAAACUUUUCCUUUUACUCAAGGAGGGAAUGAGUGGUUUGUACACAAAGCCCUCUGGUACACAGUUUUUGUAAGAACACACUAAAUAGGCAGGCAGUAAUAUUACCCAAUGGACUAUUAUUUAUUACUCUGUGUAGACAAUGUGCUUUAAUUAUCACCUGAGAGAGACAGAAUAGGUAAAGAUGGAAUCAAUUCUUAGGUUAAGAUGAAAACAUUGAAAACAAGAAAGUUUUUCCGUACAUCCAAGGGGUGGAAACUUUAUUUUUUUAAAAAAAUGAAAGUUGAAUGCCAAGUUCCAUAUCAGGUAUCGAGGUUUAUGACUUCAAAACAAUCUUAUGGAUUUAGGCCUGGUUCACAUGUUACAUU
Zootoca vivipara (common lizard) is the source of this 4790-nucleotide messenger RNA. It is a transcript of the gene GLP2R, whose product is annotated as glucagon like peptide 2 receptor. Gene Ontology annotation, biological process: cell surface receptor signaling pathway; adenylate cyclase-modulating G protein-coupled receptor signaling pathway. Gene Ontology annotation, molecular function: peptide hormone binding; glucagon receptor activity. Gene Ontology annotation, cellular component: plasma membrane. The record is from RefSeq and is a predicted model, not a curated record. Lineage: Eukaryota; Metazoa; Chordata; Lepidosauria; Squamata; Lacertidae.